AUGAUUUUGAAUGCUCUCAGAUACGCAGAGCUUCCAGUCGGUACUCUCGAUCCUGAGGAGAUCGCUGUCAAAGUGGAGGAGAAGUUGUUCACCGUGCACAAGGGUACCGGGGACAAAUACAAAGCCGCUCUCCGCAGUCGUGUUUUCAAUCUGAGAGACAAGAAAAAUCCAGCACUCAGGUCAGUCUUGAUGAUAUUGUUGUGA
Messenger RNA from Cooperia oncophora, 204 nucleotides. The record is from the annotation of a GenBank genome assembly. NCBI's taxonomy places the organism in Eukaryota, Metazoa, Nematoda, Chromadorea, Rhabditida, Trichostrongylidae.